AUUACCGGGCCGAGCCCACCACUGAAGACAACAAAGUUUUGACAUUUUCGGGUCUGCUCAUAGUGGCCACUUCAACGACAGCACUCAGCCAUAAUGCCUCUUCCCUGCCACCGGGAAUCGCUCUCUUGAGCAAUUGUGAGACUGCUGAGCUUGUUAUCCGAUUUGUGGACUCCAUGUCAACAAGUUAUCCCAAACAUAGAUGAGCAGGCCACGGAAUCGACCUCCUUCGUUGUUUCGCCUACUCCAUCCUCGACCCAAGCGAUCCUUUGGACCUAUAGGUCACAACACAUUUCAAUAUCGCAGAACUGGGCCAAAUGGAGAAAGCGUCUGAACUGCGGUUUGACUAUGGCUGUAACAGUAGCCGCUUUCACGAACGAGGCGCAGUCAGCCCAACUGGCGGGUCUAGCGACUGGAAGUAUCUUCUUCAUACCGCUUACCGUCAAGUACGGUCGGCGGUCUACGUAUCUGGUUUCCGCUACCGUAUUAGCAGUCGUAGCAUGGUGGACAGCUUCCAUGCACACAUGUACCGAGUUGAUCAUCACAAACAUCAUCACUGGGCCGGCCGGCGCGAUUAACGAGACUGCUAAUUGCCGACCUGUUUUUCCUUCCUUCACCAGCGAGGAUCCGCUAAUGGCCUUUUAUUUCACUGCUGUUAUGACAGGCAGCUUGCUCACCCCCUUGGCCGCAGGCACACAAGCCGCCACCCAGGGAUGGCGCGGGUCAUAUUACUAUCUUUCUAUUGCGCUGACAAUACUUUCUUUCCUGUUUGCUUUUCUGUACAAGGAGACCAAAUACACCCCGGCCGUCAUCAGCCAGCACCAAACGACCAACUUCACCUCGCCAGAUCACAAAAAGGAUAUAUUGAAGGUUAAGAGUGCAACAGAGAGCACUCUCAAGCUGAAUUAUCCGCAAGUUCACGCCGCAUCCCGCGUGAGUAUGAACACAUAUCGUAAGAGAAUGCGCCUUCUGUCUACUACACCAGAAUCUCUGACACAACUCUUUAUCCUGCCGCUCCACGUUAUUACACUCCCGCACGCAAUUGGUCUUAUGACUCUGGGUCCCUUUGUAGGUAAUAUUUUGGGCAGUCUAUAUGGCGGUCCAUUCGCUGACUGGGCUGUCAUGCAAAUGAGAUUAUAUCUCUUUUUUCUACCCGUAAUUAGCAUGGCAGGUGGGAUAACAACGUUUGGAAUUACAUCAAACCGAGGCAUGCACUGGAUCUUCCCAAGCAUCGGCGGCGCGCUUUUUGCCUUUGGUCUUGGUGCGAACGGUGAUAUUACCUUCACCCUCGUUAUCGACACAUACAAAGAGCUUACUGCAGAGGCAUUCUUUGGUGUUGCGUUCAUUCGUAAUGCAGUCAGCGCAGGUGUCCCCUCGGCCCUUGUUCCCUGGAUGUCGAGCAUGGGCCUCAGCAACAUACAUAUACUGAGCGGAGUGGUGUCACUUCUCAUCGGGCUUCUAUAUGCUCCCUUGAAUAUCUGGCGUCAACAUCAUGAUCUUGCCGUGAUCAGAUACGAGAAGCUGGUAGGAGUGGGUAUGGCUAUGAUGCCUGGUCCCUCCCGGCCAUAUCGGCAAAGCGUGGGAUUCUGA
Colletotrichum navitas is the source of this 1587-nucleotide messenger RNA. Its product is annotated as major facilitator superfamily domain-containing protein. Lineage: Eukaryota; Fungi; Ascomycota; Sordariomycetes; Glomerellales; Glomerellaceae. The coding region runs from base 346 to 1587 and encodes 413 amino acids. The record is from RefSeq and is a predicted model, not a curated record. Gene Ontology annotation, cellular component: plasma membrane. The transcript is spliced from 9 exons. Gene Ontology annotation, biological process: transmembrane transport. Gene Ontology annotation, molecular function: transmembrane transporter activity.